CUUUGAACUCGCACAAAAUUCAAAUGUUAUUACGCUCGAGUUGAGUGGUGAAAUUUAAAUGAUUGUGUCGUUUGUUAACAAUAUUAAAAACUGUGAUAUCGACAUCAAGUAAACGAAAUUAAUUCCGUGGUUUUUGGCGUUGACCCAAGAUACAAGGAAUAAAUAUUAUAUUCAUGCUGUAAGUUUCGUGAGGACCUCAUUUUCUCUUAUCUACAAUUCUAUAUAACUGAUAAUACUGCUGCAAAUACUUUUAUGAUUAAAGUAAUUGUUGAUUUCUGUGUUGUCAAGGUCUAAUUGAGACAAAUACCAUUGUUGUGUCACAUUAAGGUUAUUUCAAAAUCAUGAUACUCAAAGGCAAAUUAUUGAAGGCGCUAAUUUUGGGUGCUCCAGCAUCGGGAAAAGGUACUAUUUCAUCUCGUAUAGUAAAAAAAUACAACAUUGCACAUGUGUCCAGUGGAGACAAAUUGAGAGAACAUAUAGAGCAUCAGACAGACUUGGGGAAAGAAGUGAAAAAAUAUUUAAAUGAGGGAAAAUUAGUUCCAGAUGAUUUAAUAAUAAAGUUUAUGAUAACUGAACUUAAAAAAGUUGACAAUAAACCAUGGUUAUUAGAUGGCUUUCCCAGGACGGUCGCACAGGCAAAUGCUUUAUGGAAAACUCAACCCGUUGAUGUAGUGCUCAACCUGGUGGUGCCGUUUGAUGUGAUCAUUGACAGGGUCAAAAACCGCUGGGUGCAUUUGUCUUCAGGAAGAGUCUACAAUAUUGGGUUCAAUACACCAAAACAUCCCGGUAAAGAUGAUAUCACAAAUGAAGACUUAGUUCAACGUCCUGAUGACAGGCCAGAGGCAGUGAGACAACGUCUUGAAAUAUACGAUGGUAUUACUCGGCCGGUUAUUGAUUUUUAUAAAGAAAAGGGAAUCCUUAAAGAAUUUGAAGGGCGAACUUCUGAUGAAAUUUGGCCUAAGGUAGUGGCCUAUUUGGAUCCUAUAUUUAGCAAGAAGUAGUGCUCUACAGGACUAGAAGAUAGCUUUAAAAAUUGGUGCUAGAAUUUUUUGGAAAGUUUUGUAAAGUAGGUUUAAGUAAAACUGGAAUCUUUGUUGUUGUUUGUAUUUAAAGAGAAGCCAUCAUCAAUAAAAUUAGAUUUAGAUGAAA
Cydia amplana is the source of this 1149-nucleotide messenger RNA. RefSeq names its product GTP:AMP phosphotransferase AK3, mitochondrial (gene Ak3). Lineage: Eukaryota; Metazoa; Arthropoda; Insecta; Lepidoptera; Tortricidae. Gene Ontology annotation, biological process: nucleobase-containing compound metabolic process. The record is from RefSeq and is a predicted model, not a curated record. Bases 342 to 1001 code for a protein of 219 amino acids. Gene Ontology annotation, cellular component: mitochondrion; cytoplasm. Gene Ontology annotation, molecular function: ATP binding; AMP kinase activity. The transcript has a single exon.